Molecule: messenger RNA, 1536 nt
Organism: Hymenoscyphus albidus
Lineage: Eukaryota; Fungi; Ascomycota; Leotiomycetes; Helotiales; Helotiaceae
Source: the annotation of a GenBank genome assembly
AUGGUCCGCCACAACCCCAUCGCCGAGAAGGAGAAGAAUCUCCAAGCCUCUAACCAAGCUCUGCGAACACACCUCGCAGACUUAGAGAAGAGCCAGCUCACCCUAGAACAAUCCAACACUUCCUUGGAUAGCCAAAACACCGAGUUGAAGGAGGAAAAUGCCACGCUUCAGAAGACAAAUGCUUCACUUGAAGUCAGCAAUACGACUUUGAAGCAACUCAACACCACCUUGCAAUCCCGAAACACCGCUUUGCAAACCGAGACUCAAGAUCGCGUUGCCGAGUUGGAGGCAUUGAAGGAGCGUACUGCUUCACUGGAACAAGAAGUUUCCAAGCUGGACGUAGACCAGACACUCGCUCGUGAGCUCAUGCAAGACGAAAAUGAGAGUCUUAAGGAGCGCAACGUGGUUUUGGAAAAUACCAACACGGCUCUGGUAUCAGAGAAUGAGGAGCCUCGGAAAGCAUCCAUUGAAUAUUAUGAGAAUGCUAAUGGCCUCGAAGAAAUCAAGGAGGAGAAGGCUGAGCUGGAGAAGCGCAUUGCAGAUCUCGAGGAGUCGAUCAGAGAUGGCAAAGUAUACGAUGUCCAAUUUCAUGAUGAACUCACAGCAGCAGAGGCUACUUUGGAAGCCGAGAACGACACCCUUCAACAGCAAGUCGCCAUCCUCGAGGCUGCUAAUAGCGAUCUUGAGAGAUCCAACUUGGAGACGCUCGCAAACCGCGAUGACCUUCAAUAUAUGUACGAAACCACGGCAGAUGAUAAACUGCUUCUCGAAGAGCAGAUUGAGGUUUUGCAGGCUGAUUUGGUAGAAUGUACCUCUUGGAAGGAAAGCAACAACGAGCUACAAAAACGAAACGACAUUCUCGAGGAGUCAAACGCUGCUUUGAGAGAGAUCAACUACAUUCUCGAAGCCGACAAGCAACGUCUCCAACAGCAUGUCGUUGAUUUGGAAAGCAUCGAGUCUUCGUUGGAGGAAAGAAACACCAUCUUGGAGGAAGGCAUCACUGCUCUGAACGCCGAGCAUCAAGCUUUCCAAACUGCCCAUUUCGCUAGGUUGAAGGAGCUCAAUACAGGUAUUACCAUGUUGAAGGAGGAUAAAGACACCCUUGAACGUGAGAUGACGGACCUUGAAGAGGAUCUCGCAAAACUAAACGACAACACCGCCUCCCUCCAGGAUGAGAACGCCUCCUUAAGUCAGAAACUGGAGAAAUACCGACGAGCAUACGGCAAUUCCAGAUCCGAAAACGACAAGCUCACCAGCACCGUUCGCAGCCUUCACGAGGAGAUCACCGCGAUGAAGGAGCAAAAUUCUACAAUUGAGACUUGUGCAGAGUCCAUCAAAUCACUCGAGAAUGGCUUCUUGGGGAUGAAGGAGGCGGAGGGCCGGAAACUGGAGGAGAUGAAGAAGCUUAGGGAGCAGGCACGAGUUAUUGGCAAGGAGGCAAAGAAGUUAAUGGAGCACGCUCGAGGUUAUCGUGCAGCUCGGGGUCAUCGGUUGGAGAUGAAGGCGAAGGCGAAGGCGAACGAUAAGCGAGUUUAG